This is a messenger RNA of Mytilinidion resinicola, 579 nucleotides long. RefSeq lists its product as uncharacterized. The transcript has a single exon. Bases 1 to 579 code for a protein of 192 amino acids. Lineage: Eukaryota; Fungi; Ascomycota; Dothideomycetes; Mytilinidiales; Mytilinidiaceae. The record is from RefSeq and is a predicted model, not a curated record.
AUGCGAGAUGAAUUAGUAGAUGAGUUUGCCCGCGAAGAGACGGGCCCUGAAGCUCCGGAAUCUAAGAGCGGACGUUCUGUUCUCUGGCGCCUCGAGGCAAACAACAGGGUGAAAGAGCUAGACCUGCUCGUUGCCAGAAUCACAUCAGGGAUCGAGGCCAGACUAGAUUUGCAUGUAGCUCGCGCUGCCGCGACAGCAGCUGCUUCCCCACCAAGCCAAUAUCAACUUCCCAACGCCCAUUUCCGUAUCGUAGAGAUGCUCAUCCACGCGCUCUACACCGGUCAGCUCCAGGCCAUGAACGCGAGCGGCGUGUUCUACGAUCCACCAGCCUACGAUCUUGUUCAGGUCUUUUGCCUUGCGGAGGAGCUGGAUAUCGAGUGUGUGCAGCAAUGCGUCAUUGUAGACUUCUUCAAGAAGAAGGAGUUUAGCGCAAUAGGCGCGACUGAGACGAUGAAGGUAAUCGUGCUUCUGAAGGAGAAGAAGUUGAAGAAGUGCAAGCUUGAGGCCCUGUUUAGAGCCUGGCUUAGAGUCGGAGGAGCAGAAUUGCAGGAGUAUCUCGGUAUCUUCCAGACAGAGUAG